AUGUCCGACAAAGAUGCUGGCACACCGCGGGUCUUCCUCUUGCGACACGGGGAGACCGAAUGGACCAUAUCAGGGCGCUAUACAGGCCGUAGUGACAUUCCCUUGACAUCUGGCGGCGAACUUCAGGUCUUGAACUCCGCGCGCGUUGUUGUUGGGCCCCGGAAGCUUAUCGAUCCCUCGAGAGUCGCGCAUCUGUUCGUCAGCCCACGGUCAAGGGCCAAGCGCACAUACGACCUCCUGUUCGAGGACUACCAGGAAGCCCUUGAGGGCAAAAGCGAAACUACUGAAGAUAUACGCGAAUGGGAUUAUGGCCUUUAUGAAGGACUCUUGACCGCGCAGAUUAGAGAAGGCCGAAAGGGGCGCGCUCUGGAUAAGGAACGGCCAUGGAAUAUCUGGGUCGAUGGCUGUGAGGAGGGCGAGUCGCCUGCAGAAGUCACCGAACGUCUAGAUAGGAUCAUUGCCAAGAUCAGGGAGGUCCAAGGCCCUCACAUGUACGGAGAGAAGGGUGUUGAUGUGGUGUUGAUUGCGCAUGGACAUAUAUUACGGGCUUUUGCGAAGCGGUGGAUUGGCUUCGAACUCAGCAUGCGGCUACCGAUGAUGCUGGAGCCUGGCGCUGUUGGUGUGCUGAGCUAUGAACACCAUAAGGUGGAUGAACCUGCCUUGUUGCUGGGUGUGAAUAUGGGUAGCAGUCAAUAG
Molecule: messenger RNA, 696 nt
Organism: Venustampulla echinocandica
Lineage: Eukaryota; Fungi; Ascomycota; Leotiomycetes; Helotiales; Pleuroascaceae
Exons: 2
Coding region: 1-696 (231 amino acids)
Biological process (GO): ribose phosphate biosynthetic process
Molecular function (GO): sedoheptulose-bisphosphatase activity
Source: RefSeq, a predicted model, not a curated record